Molecule: messenger RNA, 3217 nt
Organism: Dicentrarchus labrax (European seabass)
Lineage: Eukaryota; Metazoa; Chordata; Actinopteri; Moronidae
Gene: esr1
Product: estrogen receptor 1
Exons: 9
Coding region: 816-2735 (639 amino acids)
Biological process (GO): regulation of DNA-templated transcription; steroid hormone receptor signaling pathway
Cellular component (GO): nucleus
Molecular function (GO): nuclear estrogen receptor activity; sequence-specific DNA binding; zinc ion binding
Source: RefSeq, a predicted model, not a curated record
CAAGCAGACAGAGAGAGAGAGAGAGAGACAGGGAGAAGACUCAAACAGUGUCGCACAGCAGAUACGAGGAUGAUUCAUGUGUAAGAGGUGAGUUGUGUAUCCCGGUAGAUUUUGGCUUUCUUUUUUUGCCCCCGUUGUUUAAAACCAUUGUCCUAAUGUUUCUCAUUUCCACAGUGAUUUGAUUUACUGGAGAGUCUCAGGUGUAUUCAAUAAUCUGGCUACAAAUAGACCGGUCAUACGUCACGCUGGUAGUGUGCAGAGUAUCAUCUAAAUUACACAUCUUUGCGGCUAGUUGAGAGUUGUUUUUUGUUUUUUUAUCUGGAUUUUAGCUGCAAGAUUUUCAAUGUCAGAAAAAGGUGAAAAGGGAAGAGAACAUUUCAUGGUGGUGUGAGAGACAGAAUAGGGAAGUUAUUUGGGAAUCACUGCUUUAUUUGUCCAUCCUCUUUCUCUUUCCCACCAGGCUUUCCUUCCUCCUACACAUUAGAUGAUGAGAUGUAUUAGAGGAAAAGAAGCGAAGGCUCUGCUGACAAAAAAAAACCUUUAAGGAGGUUGGGAGGAGUCUUUUUGGAUAGCUUUUUCUUUUUUUCUUUUAGAGCUUUGUGGGCGGAAGCUCAAGGCAGAUAGGGCAGAGGGACUGGGAUAAUAGUGGACCCUUCAAGUUGCCUGACAGGCUUUAUUAUAAAAAACAAGGCAAGAGAGACAGAGAGAGUGAGGAAAGAGUGAAGGGAGAGGGAGAGUAGCACUCGUCUCCACUCCUCCCGGCAAAUGGGAGAGCAAGUCUAAAUCAUGUUGCAUAUCAGUGCUGUUGUGCUGUGAUGUUGCUCAGGCAGAGCCCGGCGCAGAGCAGGCAGCAUUGCGGACCAGUAGUCAGACCCAGGAUCAGCCCAGCAGGCUUCACAGAGCUGGAGACCCUCUCCCCGCAACGUCCCUCGCCUCCACUGCGUGCCCCCCUCAGUGACAUGUACCCCGAAGAGAGCCGGGGGUCUGGAGGGGCAGCCACUGUGGACUUCCUGGAAGGGACGUAUGACUAUGCCGCCCCCACCCCUGCCCCGACUCCUCUUUACAGCCACUCCACCCCUGGCUACUACUCUGCUCCUCUGGAUGCCCACGGACCACCCUCAGAUGGAAGCCUUCAGUCCCUUGGCAGUGGGCCUACGAGUCCUCUUGUGUUUGUGCCCUCCAGCCCCCGACUCAGCCCCUUUAUGCACCCGCCAACCCACCACUAUCUGGAAACCACCUCAACACCCGUCUACAGGUCCAGCGUCCCGUCCAGUCAGCAGCCGGUUUCCAGAGAGGAUCCGUGUGGCACCAGUGACGACUCAUACAGUGUGGGGGAGUCGGGGGCUGGAGCUCGGGCCGGUGGGUUUGAGAUGGCCAAAGAUAUGCGUUUCUGUGCCGUGUGCAGUGACUAUGCCUCGGGGUACCACUACGGGGUGUGGUCCUGUGAGGGCUGCAAGGCCUUCUUUAAGAGGAGCAUCCAGGGUCACAAUGACUAUAUGUGCCCAGCCACCAAUCAGUGUACUAUUGACAGGAAUCGGAGGAAGAGCUGCCAGGCCUGCCGUCUUAGGAAGUGUUACGAAGUGGGCAUGAUGAAAGGAGGGGUGCGCAAGGACCGCGGUCGUGUUUUGCGACGUGACAAGCGACGGACCCGCGCCGGUGACAAAGAAAAGGCCUCUAAGGACCUGGAGCACAGAACAGUGCCCCCUCAGGACAGGAGGAAACACAGCAGCAGCAGCAGCAGCAGCAGCAGUGCUGUCGGUGGAGGAGGAAAAUCAUCUAUGAUCGGCAUGCCUCCUGAGCAGGUGCUCCUCCUGCUCCAGGGUGCUGAGCCCCCAAUGCUGUGCUCCCGUCAGAAGCUGAGCCGACCUUACACUGAGGUCACCAUGAUGACCCUGCUCACCAGCAUGGCCGAUAAGGAGCUGGUCCACAUGAUCGCCUGGGCCAAGAAGCUUCCAGGUUUCCUGCAGCUGUCCCUCCACGACCAGGUGCAACUGCUGGAGAGCUCGUGGCUGGAGGUGCUGAUGAUCGGGCUCAUCUGGAGGUCCAUCCAUUGCCCCGGCAAACUCAUCUUUGCACAGGACCUCAUACUGGACAGGAGCGAAGGCGACUGCGUGGAAGGUAUGGCUGAGAUCUUCGACAUGCUGCUGGCCACCGCCUCCCGCUUCCGCAUGCUCAAACUAAAACCCGAGGAGUUUGUCUGCCUCAAAGCUAUCAUCUUACUCAACUCUGGUGCCUUCUCUUUCUGCACCGGCACAAUGGAGCCGCUCCACGACACCGCGGCGGUGCAGAACAUGCUCGACACCAUCACAGACGCUCUCAUACAUCACAUCAGCCAAUCUGGGUGUUCGGCUCAGCAGCAGUCGAGGCGACAGGCCCAGCUGCUCCUUCUGCUCUCCCACAUCAGACACAUGAGCAACAAAGGAAUGGAGCACCUCUACAGCAUGAAGUGCAAGAACAAAGUGCCUCUGUACGACCUGCUGCUGGAGAUGCUGGACGCUCACCGCAUCCAACGCCCAGACAGACCAGCUCAGUCCUGGUCCCAGGCUGACGGAGAGCCUCCCUUCACCAUCACCACCAACAACAACAACAACAACAUCAGCGGCGGCGGCUCCACCUCCUCAGCUGGUUCCAGUUCAGGACCCCGAGUCAGCCACGAGAGCCCGAGCAGAGGCCCCACAUGUCCGGGUGUCCUGCAGUACGGAGGGUCCCGCUCCGACUGCACCCACAUCCUAUGAGACAGAGCACAUCAAGCAAGAGCGGAGGUCAAUAGUCAUUUUUAUGGAUGGCGCGUGUGGCACAGAAUGAAAGAUAAAAAGUUUUAUUUGAGUUAAUUUCAUGAGGUAAUUAUUUAUAAAUUAAGUGAUUUUAUAGUUGUAGCUGUUUAGGGAGACGUUAUUUUUUCCUUUUGCACUACUCCGGUUCGUUUUGAGCUUCAAUGCUGUUAAUCUUCUAUGCUGCCUUUCAUAAUAUCUGUGAUUCUGAGUCGGUCUCUAACAGCUUUACAGUGCAGCUUUCUAUUUACAGGUGUUAGGUCAUAUUGUGGCACUCUUGUCAGCUACGGUGAUUUGAGAUGACGAGCAGCUAAUUGUUUUUCUUUGUAUUCGCUUCAACCAAAGUGCACUUCCUCUUGGGUUUAAGGGGCUAUUGGGCAUUUUUUUUACAUUUACAUUUAAAGGAUGAUCACACACUAAACUAUGAUAAAACUGGUUAAAAUGAA